GGGAACAGGAACCCGCUCCCUCUCUGGCCCUACUUGGUUUAAUGCGAGGAUUUCCAGCGCGCAGAGGUCGGGCGGUGGAGACGAGCAGACUCAUAACCCACAACCCUGUCCCCGGCUCAGAUUGGCUGGCUGGGUGUUCUCCGCGCCAAACCCUCCCCCAGAAGUCUGUUUUGUCUCCGGCCGGGCUGAGUCACAUAGAAUAGAUAGACAGUUUAUCAGCACAUGUCCCCAGAUCAUAUUAUCCGCUUACAAAUAUAGCCCGUUAGCGCACAGGCACGGGCUCGCGCGUGUUCUCCGGGUGUAAACAGCCUGGCCCGUGGUUUGCGGGCAGCGGGCAGGCGGGACUGUCCACCGCAGGGGAGGUAACUUCAUGCUUCCAAAAUGGGACAUAAAGUGGUCGUGUUUGACAUUUCUGUCGUCAGAUCCUUGUGGGAAACCCGCGUCAAGAAGCACAAAGCUUGGCAGAAGAAGGAGGCAGAGAGGCUCGAGAGAAGCGCGUUGGAAAAGAUAAAGGAGGAGUGGAACUUCGUGGCCGAGUGCCGCAGGAAAGGCAUCCCCCAGGCUGCGUACUGUAAGAAUGGCUUCAUCGACACCAGUGUGCGGCUUCUGGAAAAGAUCGAAAGGAAUGCUCUGGUGAGGCAGGGGUCACCCUGCAAGGAUGGCGGCAGACGGAGCAACCCUUUUGUGUUUGAGCUUUCGGGGCAGCACUGGACGGAGCUCCCGGAUUCCUUGAAGGAGCAGACACACCUGAAAGAAUGGCACAUAAACAAUACCUUGAUUCAAAUCAUUCCAACAUAUAUCGAGCUGUUUCAAGCAAUGAGGGUUCUGGAUCUGCCAAAAAACCAAAUCUCACACCUUCCGGCCGAAAUCGGCCGUUUAAAGAAUCUGAAAGAACUCAAUGUGAGUUUCAACCAUCUGAAGAGCAUCCCUCCAGAACUGGGAGACUGUGAAAAUCUAGAGAGACUGGAUUGUUCUGGAAAUCUAGAAAUAACUGAGCUCCCCUUUGAAUUAAGUAAUUUGAAGCAAGUCACAUUUGUCGAUAUCUCAGCUAACAAGUUCUGCAGCGUCCCGAUCUGUGUCCUGCGGAUGUCUAGCCUGCAGUGGUUAGAUGUCAGCAACAAUAACCUCAAUGACCUGCCACAAGACAUAGACAGGCUGGAAGAAUUGCAGAGCUUCCUCUUGUAUAAGAACAAGCUGACCUACCUUCCCUACGCCUUGCUUAAUCUGAAGAAGCUCACCUUGUUAGUCGUCAGUGGGGACCACCUGGUGGAGCUCCCAACGGCUCUCUGCGACUCGUCCACACCUGUAAAAUUCAUAAGCCUCAUGGACAAUCCCAUUGAUAACGCCCAGUGUCCAGAGGGGGAUGAAGUGAUGGAAAGUGAACAGGAUCGUCAGCAUUUUGAUAAAGAAUUUAUGAAAGCCUAUAUUGAAGAUCUAAAAGAAAGAGAAUCUGUUCCCAGUUACACCACCAAAGUAUCCUUUAGCCUUCAACUCUGAUGUCACCCACCAGAAGACGGCGAAAUCUCUCGGUGUGGAGCUGUAGGUGUUCGUGUGAUGGGUCGUCUCGCGUAGGAACGGUGACUCAUGCUUAAGGACAGUCUAGAAACUGUCCACCAUCAUAGCUGUGAGGAAAAAUUACUUUCAAAUUUCAGAUAUUGGAGUAUCUGUCACUAUGGAUUAGAGAGUUUAUCAAUUGGCUUAUAUAUUAAUAUUUGCAGGUUGACUUGCCUACAUUUACUUCCAAGUAAUAACAUGUAAUAUUUUAGAAAAUAUAUACUUUAAUAUAUUUUUAAAAAUUGUAACUAAAA
This is a messenger RNA of Tupaia belangeri chinensis (Chinese tree shrew), 1808 nucleotides long. It is a transcript of the gene LRRC2, whose product is annotated as leucine rich repeat containing 2. The record is from RefSeq and is a predicted model, not a curated record. Gene Ontology annotation, cellular component: cytoplasm. Gene Ontology annotation, molecular function: protein binding. NCBI's taxonomy places the organism in Eukaryota, Metazoa, Chordata, Mammalia, Scandentia, Tupaiidae. The transcript is spliced from 9 exons. The coding region runs from base 382 to 1497 and encodes 371 amino acids.